Molecule: messenger RNA, 1023 nt
Organism: Glossina fuscipes
Lineage: Eukaryota; Metazoa; Arthropoda; Insecta; Diptera; Glossinidae
Product: alpha-tocopherol transfer protein-like
Exons: 3
Coding region: 91-1020 (309 amino acids)
Cellular component (GO): membrane
Molecular function (GO): phosphatidylinositol bisphosphate binding
Source: RefSeq, a predicted model, not a curated record
AAACGUUGGUUUCUUGAGUUAUUAAAAUACUUUUUACAAACAAUAUUAAGCUUUUCAAAAUCAGUUGCUAAAGCGAACACACACCACAAAAUGCUUACAGUUAAAUGUUUAAGUGAAAAGUUACAAAAAGUGGCCAUCGAAGAAUUAAAUGAAAUUCCAAGUCGUGUCGAAGAGGAUAUCGAGAAUUUACGUAAUUGGAUUCGAAAGCAAUCGCAUCUCAAAUCACGAACCGAUGAUCAGUUUCUUUUGAUAUUUCUUAGAGGUUGUAAAUUUAGCCUAGAGAAAGCUAAAUCAAAAAUUGAUAGGUUUUAUGCACUAAAAACUAAACAUCCGGAAUUAUUUACUACACAAACUAUGGAUGAGAAGACAGUGUAUGAAAUACUCAAGCUAGACACAUUUGUAAGUUUACCAAUACCGCUUAAUGGCGACGGACCACGUAUUCAAUAUAUACGUUUUGGUGCUUAUCCGGCCGAUAAAUACACAUUCACUCAAGUAAUAUCUAUUUAUCAUACCAGCCAAGAGUUAGCAGCUCGUGAAGAUGACUAUUCUGUUGUUAAUGGUUACAUACAACUCUUGGAUACCUCUGCCUUAACUUAUUCGCAUGUUAUGCAAAUUACGCCAUUGAUUGUUAAAAAAAUGAUAACAUUUGUCGAAGACGCGGUGCCGACACGUUUACGGGCAAUACAUUGCGUCAACACUUCGCCGGUUUAUGACAAGCUCUUCAAUAUGAUUAAACAUGUUUUACCCGAGAGAUUUCAGCAAAGAUUGCACGUCCAUAGCACUUUAAAUAGCCUUCUUGAACAUAUACCACAAGAAUUUCUACCUCGUGAAUUAAGCGGUAGAAACGGUUCUCUAGAGGAGCUGCAACAUCAAGGUUAUAAACGAUUUCUUGACUAUCAAGAUUACCUGAAGGAUGAUUUGAAUUAUCGUAACAACGAAAGCUUACGAACACACGCACUCCUGGAUUACGAUGAAUUAUUCGGUGUGGAUGGAACAUUUCGUAAAUUAGACAUUGAUUAGUUU